GUGCGUGUUUCCGGUUCCGGUUCCCUGUUUCUGGUCGCCAAACGUGCGCGUGCGGUAUUUCCUUGAGAAGCUGAGCUGAGAGCGAGCGGGGCGGCCAUUACCUGCACCAUGUCCGACAACGAGGACAAGUGAGCGGCUUUCAUACAUUAUAAUGGGGCCUGUAUAUAGAUGGGCUGAUAGCUGUGCUGUGUGUCUAUGGGGGUUAUUAUGGGAUGUUAUCUAGGUACAGGUAAUGUGCUAUACAUCUAACCACAAUGAUGCGUCCUCUCCCUACUCUGCUUCAUUAACUGGGGCUACCAAUAAAUGGGGGGGCAUGGUAUAGUCACCAAAUAGGGAAAUGGGGAGCGAUAUGGAUUAUGUGUCCUCUCCCUACCCUGCUUCAUUAACUGGGGCUACCAAUAAAUGGGGGGCAUGGUAUAGUCACCAAAUAGGGAAAUGGGGAGCGAUAUGGAUUGUGUCCUCUCCCUACCCUGCUUCAUUAACUGGGGCUACCAAUAAAUGGGGGUCUCGGUAUAGUCACCAAAUAGGGAAAUGGGGAGUGAUAUGGAUUAUGUGUCCUCUCCCUACCCUGCUUCAUUAACUGGGGCUACCAAUAAAUGGGGGGCAUAGUAUAGUCACCAAAUAGGGAAAUGGGGAGCGAUAUGGAUUAUGUGUCCUCUCCCUACCCUGCUUCAUUAACUGAGGCUACCAAUAAAUGGGGGUCUCGGUAUAGUCACCAAAUAGGGAAAUGGGGAGUGAUAUGGAUUAUGUGUCCUCUCCCUACCCUGCUUCAUUAACUGGGGCUACCAAUAAAUGGGGGGCAUAGUAUAGUCACCAAAUAGGGAAAUGGGGAGCGAUAUGGAUUAUGUGUCCUCUCCCUACCCUGCUUCAUUAACUGGGGCUACCAAUAAAUGGGGGGCAUAGUAUAGUCACCAAAUAGGGAAAUGGGGAGCGAUAUGGAUUAUGUGUCCUCUCCCUACCCUGCUUCAUUAACUGGGGCUACCAAUAAAUGGGGGGGCAUGGUAUAGUUACCAAAUAGGGAAAUGGGCAGUGAUAUGGAUUAUGUGUCCUCUCCCUACCCUGCUUCAUUAACUGGGGCUACCAAUAAAUGGGGGGCAUGGUAUAGUCACCAAAUAGGGAAAUGGGGAGCGAUAUGGAUUAUGUGUCCUCUCCCUACCCUGCUUCAUUAACUGGGGCUACCAAUAAAUGGGGGGCAUGGUAUAGUCACCAAAUAGGGAAAUGGGGAGUGAUAUGGAUUAUGUGUCCUCUCCCUACCCUGCUUCAUUAACUGGGGCUACCAAUAAAUGGGGGGGCAUGGUAUAGUUACCAAAUAGGGAAAUGGGGAGCGAUACGGAUUAUGUGUCCUCUCCCUACCCUGCUUCAUUAACUACGGCUACCAAUAAAUGGGGGGCAUGGUAUAGUCACCAAAUAUGGAAAUGGGGAGUGAUAUGUGGGACAUUCAAAGUGAGUUUAACAUUUUAGGUCAAAAUAGCUGAAUAUUGGGGGAAGGAAAAGAAAAACAACAAGGCUGUUAUGAUUGCACUUCAGCUAUUUCGGCCUAAAAUGUGAAAUUUGCACUUUAUUGAAUAACAUUGCAUGUUUCUCGUUUAGAUAAAAUGCCUAUAUCCUUUGAAAAGAGUGAAUGCAAACAUGGUGAGAAAUAAUAGGGAUGGAAAGAUGUAACGUGAAAGGGACAUUCAAAGCACCAUAUCUGAUGUAGUUGUUAUGGUGCUGGUAGUGCCCUGGCACCUCACCCCUUUCCCGCGAUUGUAAGUAGUCAAACUAGUAAAGGUUUGGCAACUUACUUGAUUUGCACCAGUUCUCUAUGAUUAUAUGAAAUCCAGGCUUUCCCUCCUUGCCCAUGCAUUUAUGAUACCAUCCCUAGCAGUUUAGUGAAAUGAGCCUGAUAUAUAUUUCUUUCUAUUUCAGGUCUCUAUUUCUUUGCAAUACUUUUUUUUUUUUUUUAAACAUUCUUUAUUUAUUGUUUUCCGGUGUGGAAAAAGAAAACAUUAGGGUACAGAAAUGAAAGAGGGAGGGGGUGAAACAGCCACAAUGAUACGGGAGCACAAUAUUUUACUUGUCUUUGCGCCUUAUGGUGUUGCGAACAAGUAGUUGUGUCUUGGUGCGGUCCGUUGGUUAGGCGUUUAUCGUGCAAUAGUGCGGGGUUCAGGGAUUUCUAUUUUGGACUUAUUCCCUUUGCCCAAUUCGUUUGGACCAGUCUGUAUUGGUGGCCGUAUGAGAUUUGCGGCUCGUCUCGUUAACAGUUUUGUGGUAGGGUGGGAUGCCCCCUAUUGACUAUUUUUAUCGUCCUCGUUGCGUACUAAUGGGCGCCCCUGCGUCUGGGUAGUCAGUUGGGGGGGAGGGUGGAGAACCUAUGUACAAGGGUGAGAGUACCAUGGCGGGACACUAUUUCGGGAGCCCAGUAGACGUCCAAUGGUUCGGGUUGGGGUAAUAUUUGUACUGUGAGUUUCCGUGCGUUGGUAUUUUGAUCGCUAUGUUGGAGUAGCGGGCCUGGUGGGUGAGGUGGAGGCUGUCCGUGUGCCCUUAUUGUAGGUGGGGAUCGGAUAACCAGGGGUCCCAGAUUCUGUGGAAGUGUUUAGAGGUCUCGUGAAUUAUGGCUGAUAGCCUGUCCAUGUGUAUUGCUUCCUUGGUUUUGCGUAUGAUCGUUUGCAGUGUGGGGGUGUUUGGCGAUCCCCAUACUUCGGCUAUUGCCCGUCUAGUCGCUAAGGCUAUCCGGUUUGUCAUUUUGUUUUGGGCUCUGGUCAGGUCCUCUCGUGGUCUGGAGAGGAGCCAGGUCCAGGGGUCUAAUGGUAUGGUGGUCUGGAGGAGUGUUGAGACUAGGGUAGCUACUUCCGCCCACAAUGGGACCAGUUUAGGGCAAUGCCACCAUGUGUGUAUGUAUGUGCCUCUCUGCCCGCAGUUUUUCCAGCAUAGGUCCGCGUCUGCUUUGCCCAUAUGGUACAAACGUACCGGGGUUAGGUACCAUCGGAGCAGUGUUUUAUACGCUUGCUCCUUAUGGUUAACGCAUAUGGAUAUUGAGGCCGUUGCCUCCCAGAUAUCUUGCCAGUCCGUGGGGUCGUCCGGUGGCCCUAAGUCCCUCUCCCAAGCCGCCACAUAUGCUGAGGCCCCCUUGGGUUGGUUGGUGAUAAGAAGUGUGUAGUUUUCCGUGAUUUGACCUUUGUGGAGUGGGUUAUGUAGGCAUGACCUCUCAAACCGUGUGAGCGUGGUGGUGGCUGCUUUGGCAUUGUCGGGUUGAUCUAAGAAGCUUCGUAGUUGUAUGUAGCGAAAGAAAUCGUGAGUGGUAUAUGUUGCCUGCGUGUUGGGAAGGUCGUUGUAUGGGGUAAUUUGCGUUCCCGUGUAGAAGUGGUGCAGUCUAGACAGGUCGUUUUGCUCGUAGUGUGCAAAGUCUUUGGGUGUUAACCCUGGGGGGAAUGCUCUAUUGCGUAGUAUUGGCGUCAAUGGUGUCGGGUUGUUUAUGAUGGGGAAUUUCCGGGACGUUUUGUCCCACAAGUCUAUUGAGUUCGUGAUUGCUGGGGGCAGUGGUGGUGGUAGGGGGCGUGAUUUCUUUGGUACCCAUAUGUAGAGGGAUGGGUGGUCGCGUCCAAAUAGGUCAUGUUCCAGGUCCGCCCAUCGUUUGAUCCCCUGCGGAGUGUGCCAAUGUUGGAUCUGUGUGAGUUGUGCGGCGUAAUAGUAGUUUUGGAGAUGGGGUAGUCCCAGUCCUCCCGUCCUAUUGGGGAUGUACAUGGUGCUCCUUUUUAUUCUGGGUCUUUUAUUUGCCCAGAUAAAGUUGUCUAUUAAUUUUUGGACAUAUUUUGCGUCUGUUGUGGGGAGUGGGAUGGGGAGGGUUUGGAAUAGGUAAAGGAAGCGGGGUAGGAGGUUCAUCUUUACUGAUGCAAUGCGGCCUAACCAUGAAAGUGAUAGGUUUUGCCAUCUUUUGAGAUCGUCCGUUGCUUUCUGUAUCAUUGGAGUAUAGUUCAGGGCGUACGUGCGGUGUAGUGCUGCUGGUAGCUGUAUACCUAGGUAUGGGAUGUGGGAUGUGUUGUAGCGAAACCUGUAUGUUUCCAGUAGUGUCUCCAUCGUGUUUUGGUCGAUAUUUAUGCUAAGUGCCUCUGUCUUGUCCAGGUUUAGUUUAUAUCCUGAGGCUGCUGAGUAUUCUUUCACCAGUCUCAGGAGUGGUGGGAGGGCGGUGAGGGGUUCAGUUAGCGUUAGGAGCAGGUCAUCGGCGUACGCCGCCACCUUGUAAGCUUGGGAGCGUACUGUAAUGCCCGUGAUGGUAGCGGUGGUGCGUAUGAGGUGUAAAAGUGGUUCCAAUGAUAGGGCAAAAAGGAUCGGUGACAGUGGGCAGCCCUGCCUCGUUCCGUUAUGUAUAGGGAAGUGGGGGGGUUGCGCAUUUGGGAUGAGUAAUUUUGCUUUUGGGACUGAGUAGAUCGUUUUGAGGGCUGUCAUGAAUGGUGUUGGGAAUUGGAGUUUCUCUAAGGUGGCGAAGAGGAAGGGCCAUAGUAGUCUAUCAAAUGCCUUCUCGGCGUCAAGGGAUAGUAGGAGGGUGGGGAUGUGACGGUGAUUGGCUACCCAUAUGAGGUCUAAAGUCCGUCUGGUGUUGUCGCUCGCUUGUCUUGUGGGGACAAAUCCGACCUGGUCGGGGUGGAUUGUCGAUGGAAUGUAGGGGAGCAGUCUGUUGGCAAGGAUUUUGGUGAAGAUUUUGAUGUCUACGUUUAAUAGGGAAAUGGGUCUGUAGUGACCUGGUUCUGUAUGCGGUUUGCCAGGUUUGGGUAGUAGGCAAAUGUUUGCCUCCAGCAUGUCCUCGGGCAGCUGAUCUCCAGUCAUGAGCGAGUUAUAUAGCUUUGUCAUGUAGGGUAGCAGGUUGUCUGUGAAUGUUUUGUAGUAGAUGCCCGAGUAUCCGUCCGGGCCUGGGCUUUUGUUGGGUUUCGUGGUGCCUAUGACUCUCCUCACCUCCUCCUCUGUAAUUUCUGUAGAGAGGUGUGCUUGAGCCUCCGUCGUGAGUGUCGGAAUGUGGGCCUUUGCUAGGAGGGUUUGUAUGUUAUCGCGUAGGGGGCCGUCGUCUUGGCGGUGUUGAGGGGAGUGGUCGUAUAGGUCGGUGAAAUACUUCUGGAAGGUCUCGGCUAUUUUGUUGGGUAUGUCGGUUGGUUGGCCUGUGGGGGUAUGGAUGGUGGUGAUUUGCUUGGCUUGCUGGCGUUUGCGUAGCCUUCGGGCCAGUAGUGUGUCUGCUUUGUUUGAUUUUUCGUAGAACAUUUGUUUUGUCCAUUGUAAAGCUUUAGUUGCGUCUUUCGCCAUGGCCUGUUUAAGGGCCUGGCGCUGGUGGUGCAGUUGUGUUGUGAGAUCUUGUGUGGGGGUUAGUUUGUGUUGUGCUUCGAAUUGUCUGAUCUGGUCCAGUAGGAAUGUUAUGUGGGCUAGGUGUUUUUUUUUUUCCGCCGUGGCUAUGCUGAUCAGGGAUCCCCUGAGCACUGUUAUGUGUGCUGCCCAAAGUACCGCGUGUGAUUGCACCGAGUCUUUAUUGGUGUCGAAGUAUUGGGUGAGUUCUGUCUUCAGUUGGGCAACUAUGUGGGGGUCAUGGAGUAGUAUAGGGUUGAGCCUCCAGGUCCAGGGUCGUGAGAUUUGUGGUGGUUGGAGUUGUAGUGUGAUGUCUGCGUGGUCAGACCAGGUAAUGUUGCCUAUUGCAGACUUUGUGACAUGGGGGAUUAGGGAUGGUGAGAUGAGAAAGAGGUCAAUGCGGGAGUAGGUGUGAUGGGGGUGCGAGUAGAACGUGUAGUCACGGUCUGUUGGGUGUUGAGAUCUCCAUAUGUCUAUGAGGCCCGUUUGGGUUAUGAAGUCGGCCAACAUUUUGUCCGCUCUGGAGGGAUGGGUGGGUUGCUGGGUGUGGGGGGAGUAGCGUUGUCUGUCUAUGGAUGGGGAGAUUGUAGCGUUGAAGUCGCCCCCUAUUAUUCUUUGGUAGUUAGGAUGUUGGCUAAGGUGAGCUUGUAUUUUCUGCCAAAAUUGUGGGUCUGGAGUCGUCGGUGCAUAUAUGGAGGUCAGAGCUAUUUUUGUGGGUCCAAUAGUGCCAAGUGCUGUUAUAUAUCGUCCUUGUGGGUCUUUUUGGACGUCUUUAAGGUGUAUAGGGCAAUUUUUUUUCAGUAAAAUUGCCACCCCAUUAUGUUUGCCUGUAUGUGAGUUGGCGAGGUGACAGGUUUGGUAGUGACGGCUUAGGAGAGGGAACGGGCGUGUAUGAGCGUAGUGUGUCUCCUGGAGGAAGACCACGUCUGCCCCCGACCUGUUGGCCCAGCGCAUAACCCGGUGGCGUUUCGAGGGGUGGUUGAGCCCCUUGCAGUUAAUGGAUAUGCAUGUUACCUUAGCUUGCAUUGUGGUGUGAGGGGUACUGCGGUGUCGAUCGUGCCUUGGUCCUGCUCCCUGUGUUGUGGGUGGAGGUUUGGGGAUGUUGCGUCGGGUUUCUUCCCGUUUUGGACGUGGUUCUAAGGUCCCGUGUCCCGCCAUGGUACUCUUCGGGGGUAAACUGUGGGUACAAAGAAAAAUAACUGUGAACAUAUAUACAACUUCCUGGACUUAUGGUCUGUGCCAGGUUCAAGUUUAGUGGUGUGUUGGGAAUGUCCCUUAGGUGGGACUCCAGUGCCCAGGUGUUAACGUGGGGCGUGGUGGGGGUAAGUCCUGAGGUGCGUCCCGGUCCAGGUGUGUGCGGAUUUCCACUGGGCAGUCGUGGGUUGGGAGUGGGGGGUGGUGUCUUUGGGUCUGUUAGUUACAGAUCUGUCUGGGGGGGUUGGUAGCUCCCGUGGGUUAGGGGGCCCUUCUGGGGGAGGGGUGUCAGCACGGUCCCUUGGGCUGGGAUUCCUGGUGUCAAGGUCGGGGUUAGGGCGAUCCCGGCUUUCCUGGGUCCCUGGUGUUCGGUUAUGGGGCGUUCUCCCCCCCGUCUCCCCCAGGUUGUUCCAGUGGGGUGGCGUGUAGCCUAUUGUCUGGGGGUCAGGUGGUUCAGUGUGGGUUUUCCCUAUCGUCCCAGCCCGUUCCCACUUACUUCCUCCCCCCCCCCAACUCCCCCUAGUUUUACCCGCUGAAGUGGUGUGGCGUUCCCCCUGCUCCCCUACCCCCCGCUGUCUGGUCCCCUUGGUGCUAGGUGUGGUGCCUCUUUUCUAGUUUGAGCCGUGCACAUUUGCAGGGCUCACUAGCUGUUCACAUGUAUACAAGUAGACAAAUAAACAAUCGUGGCACGUAUGACCAGCGUCUCUACAUUUAAAGUACGUAAAGGAUAUUUGAUGGGUCGUUGGAUAGGUGCAGUCUCUGUGUUACGGCUUGCUCUUUAUUGAAGCCGUCGUUUCGGUGCGUCUUGUCUGGGUUCAGGGUCGGUGCGAUGGAGUCAGGUCUUCUUCGGUCCGGUGCUUGGCGUAGCUUUUGGGCUGUUCCCGGCGUGGUGGUAUCUUUGCGGCGAUGGUUUUUCCCACAGUGGUUGUAGUGCUGGGGGUCGUCUCCGUGCAGUGGUAGUAGUGGUGUCAGAUCUUGCCGCUGGUAGGCGCAGGCCCAGUUUGGAGGCAAAAGCUUGCUGUUUGGAGGGGUCUGUGAGGAUGUGGGUCGUGUUGUCUCUGCGGACAAGGAGUUUGAAGGGGUGCCCCCACCUGUAGGCUAUGCCUGCUUGGGUUAGUGCCGUUGUGAGCGGUUUCAACUCUCGACGUUUGGCUAGCGUGGUGGGUGCUAGGUCUUGGUAGAAUGCCAGCGUGGCGGUGUCCAGUUUUGGCGGGCUUUUUCUGGUCGCCGCCAUAAGUGCUUCCUUGACGGAGUAGUAGUGAAGCCUCACUAUCACAUCUCUGGGGGCUGUGUGGUCUUGGCUAGGGGGCUCUGUGGGCUCUGUCCAUGGAUAGCUCUUGUGGGGUUUUGUCAGGUAAGAGGGUCAGAAAUACCUCUUGCAGUGUGGAGUGGAGUAACUCUCCAGUGAUGGUUUCUGGGAGGCCUCUGAUCCUGAUGUUGUUUCGUCUGGAUCUAUUGCUGAGGUCUUCCAGUCCGUUUUCCAGUGUUUCUAUGCGUGAUUGCAGAGUUGAAAUGGUGUCUGCCUGGAUGGUCACUGUGUCCAUAAUGUCGUCCACUCUGUGCUCCACUUGCCCUGUCCGCUCCCCCAGAUCAGUGAUUUCUGCCCUCAGGCUCUGGAGCUGCUUCUCCAAUUCUGCUGCCAUGUGAUUUUUUAUAUCGGCUGCUGCCUCUUUAAGCAGCCGCUGGAGGUCGGCUUUCGUCAGCGGUGCUGACUCCGGAGCUGAGGGCUCGCUGUGCUCCGUGUCAGAGUUUUCAGCGCCACGUGGGGAAGAUGGCGCCGGGUCCCCCUGCACUCUGAAGUGCGAGGCGACCGACGGCUGCGUGUCCCGGUUUUUCCGGCUGCCGCCCAUUGCUGUGGGGUACCCGGUGGGUGAGUGAGUGAGUUGGUUGGUGGGGUUUGCCGCCCUGCCAGUGCGCUUUGGGUUGCUGUUAUGUGCCUGGGUCUCGGGAGCUAUCGGCUCACGCGGCCAUCUUGGUUCCCGGCCAGGCUCCGCCCAUCCUUUGCAAUACUUUUUAAACCUCACCUUUUUAAAGUCCUUUAUCUUAAGUUACAUACAGAAACAAAACAGACAGCAUCCACAUUCUUCUAACAUCGUAACCACAUCCAUGUGUUUAUAUGGUUAUGGUGCUUGGUGUCCCUUUUAAUAUUGUCAUCUAAGCAAUGAAUGGCUUAUCGUCCUAAAAACCUUUUGUGUAUGUACUUAUUUCCUGGAGUUAGAUUUCUCUAUUCGGACUAUGUAGAGAACUUUCCCUAGGUGUCUAAUUGUAAACUGUUGCAUAUGCUCAGUAACUUUUAUUUUUUUACUUAAUUUAGCAAUAUCUCUAAUAUUUUUUUAUUUUUUUUUUUUUAUUUCCUAUAGCUUUGAUGGAGAUGAUUUUGAUGAUGCAGAAGAGGAUGAAGGACUUGAUGAUUUGGACAAUGCAGAGGAGGUAAGAAUAUUAAAGUAACAAUGCACAUAUUUGUGUUAUUACAUUCUUAAAGGGAUAUGCAUCACAAGCAGGGGAACAAGGACAAUGACUGCUCUAUAAAACUGCUUAUAUUGCAAGACUCUAACCAGCUUACUCCAAUGCACUCCUCAUAUUGGGCAUCACGCUGGAGCCAACCAGCACCUUACCCUUUUCCUCUGUUAGGACCAUGAGCCGAUAACGAAUAUGACCUUUAGCAAAACAAAUGCUCCCAUCUGAGAGCCUUGGUUUUUAGAAUGCUGCUGGAUUUAACCUAAAGCAUCACCUUCAAUCCAAUGUUAUCGUUGCUACAAGUUCUUGUAGUUAUUAUCUUAGCCUUCCUGUUGGUAUUUGUUGUGCAGACUGUAUUACUAUUGCUGCAUUUAUUGUUUUUUUAGCUUGUACAAUGUUAUUAAAAAUUAUCUAUAUAAAUGCUACAAAACAUCUUAAAAGUAAAUCAAACCAAAAUUAACUAAGAAAAACUUUGAUAAGUAUGUUUUACAAACUUGCUGCAAACUCUGUCAGAUUGCAUUGUUUGGCAGGGCUCUUAGCUGGAGGAGUUUCUUCAGCCCCCCAUACCAGGCUAUCUAAGUUUCAGACCAGUCCACUAAUGGCAAAAACAGGGCAUCACUGUGCAGGACAGAGAAACAUGAUCUGCAUGAUCAGACUCCCUAUCUCCUUUCCCUGUCCGCGUCUUGCAAGCUGAAGAGAUCUUCCAACUGCAUGUGUGGAACUCUUUCGCAUGUCCAGUGCACUUUUCCAUCAUUCUUGAAGAUAAGACACUAGUUAGAUCAGUGCCCCUCCUUGAGUGGUUAUGGAAAGCAUAAGAAAGAAGUACAUAAUUAUGUAAAAGGGAAAAAAAAUCAGUCUGCAGAGAGAGGCUAAAGCUUCUGCAUGAGACGGUUAUCUCAAAAGUAAUGCAUGUCCCUUUCAUUGCACCUAAAUGCUUGUUCUGUAUAUAGACUAAAAUGUGUCAUAAAAUUUAUUUGCAUAUGUUUACAUAUUUUGGCCAGUGAUAACCAUGCUGACAGGUGAAUGAAACGUGCAUAACAUUUAAUUUAAAAAAAUUAAAGUUGAGAGCAUCACAGUGCUUUCCUUAAAGGACCACUAUAGUGCCAGGAAUACAAACUCUUUUUUUUCCUGGCACUAUGUAGUCCUUAGGCCCCCCCUCCCGCUGGGCUGAAGGGGUUAAAAUCCCUUCAUCCACUUACCUUUAUCCAGCGCCGGGCUCCCUCGGCGCUGGUGACCUCUCCUCCCCCUCUGAUGUUGGCUCCCAAGUGGAGCCGCGCGCGCAUUAAAAACGCCCAUAGGAAAGCAUUACUCGGUGCUUUCUUAUGGACAUCAGCGUCUUCUCACUGUGAUUAUCACAGUGAGAAUUGCGGAAGCGGCCUCUAGUGGCUGUCAGUGAGACAGUCACUAGAGGCUGGAUUAACCCUGCAGUAUAAACACUGUUUUCAGCUGCAGGAUUAAAACUAGAGGGACCUGGCACCCAGACCACUUCAUUAAGCUGAAGUGGUCUGGGUGCCUAUAGUGUUUCUUUUAACUAUCAAAAUAAAAGAUUUCUUAUUGAAUCAUGUCUAUUUUAAUUAUAAUGAAAAAUACUUCUCCUCUUCAAUUAUACCUUACGCGAAACAUAAUUCUUGUCUGUUGUGCUUUACAUCUUUUUAAUGUGUUUUGUGAUUUCUCAAUUCAGGAAGACCAGGAGAAUGUUGCGAUUCUACCUGCUGGAGAAGGCCAGCAAGCCAACCAGAAACGCAUCACUACUAACUAUAUGACAAAAUACGAGAGGGCACGUGUGCUGGGAACAAGAGCUCUGCAGAUAGCGUAAGUGUGUAGUAGCAGAAUCAAAUUCCAGACCUAAUGCUGUAAGCAGACUGUUCUUUUAACAACUAGAAACUCAGAAGGUUCUCGGAAGAGAUCUGUUGGCAUUGGUUUGGGUGUACAGGCUUAUAAUAAUUUAUAGCUAUAUUCUUAAGUGGAGGUUAUACAAUAAAGUGGAACUAUCACCUGUGAGAUUUUCACAAACCAAAUAAAAUUAGCUUUGCAUUGUGCUAUUAUUUAUUAUUGCAAGACUGUAAAAUUUAAACUACAUCAGUCUUAUGAUGUAUUAUAUUUAGAGUUGUUUUAUUUUUUCAUGUCUAGCAUAGUGGAAAGUGUAUGUUUAUUUGGAUGUCUGUCUACAAAACAUUAAUGGCAAUCAUCAGAAGUGAUUUGUAUGUUGAAGGGUAUCUUAUUUAUAGUUAAGAGGCACCCUUUGUUUACUGGAUUUCCUGAAAAUGGAUUUAUCUACAACCAGCACGAGAGAAUUUCUCUUUAAACUGUAGAUUAUUCCUAAAUCUUGUAGAAAUAAUAAUAAUUUUGUUGAUGGUGAUGUUCACUAUUGCUGUAGGAUGCCAUGGCACUUAAAAGAAAAUAGUUGCGUCUGACUUUUGUGUGUCUGGGAAGUCCACCACAAGAUGUCAUUAGAACACAAGGCACGCAUGUCUUUCUCGCUGUCAGCUGAAAUCUGUUUUGAUUAGCAGUGCAUAAGUAAGACAGAGACAUUAUUUAUCCAGGUUCACAAAGGACAAAUAAGCUUAAUAUCUACUUCCUGGUGGCUCAGUGACAUUAGUGAAAGGUAUCCUGCUCAGGAUCACCAAAGACAUGCACUGCAUUUCCAUAGCAGAUUGAGUUAUUGCUCAGUUGAAGUGACACUUUACAUUUUGAGUGGAACUAUAAUUCUCACAAUGUUUGGCACACCGGGCCAGGAGUUGUAGUUCCUUUUUGAAGACGGACAGUCUAGUUUCAAUUAAACCUUGUUAAGUUUGCACCUUAUGUGCGCCUCUGUAGUUAAUUAUUAUUUUUUAUUUUAUUCUUUAUUUGUGCAAUGACAGAAAUUGCGAUAUAUCUGCAGUAUGGAGGUUUGUGCAAAAGCCAUAACAUGUUUUACACAACAUUAUCCAGUGAUACAGAAAGGAAAAGUUAUUUAGUUAAGACAUGUUUUUGUUAUACAAUGGUAAUUGGCUCGGUCACAAUUCGUCAAGGUUUUUGCAUUUUCAUAAAGACAGAAAAUCAGUAAAAAAAUAACUUUAAAAAUUAGCAUAGCCUAACAGAGCAGUGUUACUGAUAUAAUUCUGAAUGAUGUGAAUUGGCAGCCUCAUAGUUGACCCUGCUACAGGGGACGGAGAGCUGCGUUGCCCACCUAUUGGCCAUGGAAACCACCCCACGUGCACCCCCGAGAGUCCACUUGCCAGGGCUCUUUUAUGGGCUAUGAGCCCAGACCCCAGCCAGAGUUCCCCCAAGGGAACCCAAAAAGCGGUGCGGGGAGCUUCCUCUAAGCCCCUUUUUAACUCCUUCCUGUUUCAUCAUUAUUCUCUCUCCCCCCUUCUCCUCCUUUUUAAAGCAUCAAUUUUGUUACUUACCAACUCAGCUGUGAAUACAUUUUCAGGCGAUCAAGUUGUAACAGAGGUCAGUAUGAUCUAUAGUUACUUUUAUUAGAGAACACCUAAAUGUCAGUAUGGAAUUUCUCAUUAUUCUUAGUUUGUGUUCUUAAGUAUAGGUGAACCUAUAGAGCUACCUGUUUGCGUUCUUACUCCGUAAGCAGCUGCUUCUCAGAUAAUGCCAUUUAACACUUUGAAAGCCAGAUACUUGUGCAACAAACUGCAAAGCAAUUCUCUUGGCUUGUCUCUGGCUCUUAAAGGGUUAAAUGCACAGUGAAAAGUUUGCACUCUGUAAAACAGUAGAAAGAUUUUCAGGCAAUGGCAUGAGGACAUUUAUUGCUUCUAGAUUUUAAUGGGAUUCUGUUGCCAUUUACAUUUAACAAUUUAAUACAUGUUUUAUAAACAUUCCGCUAGUAUUCACAACUUUUCCAUAUCUUCUGUUUUUUAACAGGAUGUGCGCCCCAGUCAUGGUUGAGCUGGAAGGAGAAACAGACCCCCUGCUUAUUGCUAUGAAGGAGCUCAAGUAAGAUUUUUAUACAUAUAUUAUAAUUUUCCAUAUGGAUAACCAUAGCCGUAACCAGAACAGGAAUUGAAUUCCUAUGUAUUCUAAAUUACAGGCAGCUUUUUAUCCCUACAAAUUUAGCUGCCCAUGUUAGGAACACCACCCACUCCACCACUUCUUAUUAAGAGGAUAAUCCUAAGAGUCCCUAGUUUUCUGCCGGUCUCUAAAGUGAGGUUGUCAGAUAGCAUUUCUUCAUUUUUUAUUUUAGUUCCAUACCUGCAAUAGGUGAGAUUGCAGUUGGGCAGUAUAGGGGGCUUACAGGCCAGGUCUAGAAGCACGCUGGGGAGCUGCUUUACCUAGAACGUUUGUCUGCAUGUACCCUCUCCCGGCGUAGAAGCGCUGGAACGCAUGUUGAGUAGCUAUGCGUUACAGCGACAUAUAGUCUGCUCAUCUCCUUCCUCCCACAUGGCUGGAAUUGAAGGGGCAUCUGGUCACAAUACCGAAAGGUCUGUAUAGGUCGUGAAUUUUCCUAAAGUGCCAUAACCUUUUGCCCCAGGGUACUUAUAUAUAUUUUUUUUUUUAUUAUUAUUAUUUUUAUAUUUUAAAAUGUCCUGUAUAACCACAUGGAAAUUGAAGUGUUAAUUGAAUACUUACUUUGUUUUUGAAUAAGCAAUCAAACUACUUCAAUUGUUUAAUAAAGUUGGUGGUAAGCAGGGUUCUGUCACCAGCCCUGUCAGGGUGAAAUAACUGAAGUUUCCUAGUCAUGUAAUAUUCUUCUACAAUCUCUAUUCCUUUCGAUUAAUGUCUACAUAUAUUGAAAGAUCAUUUUUUCUUCCCACAGAGCUAGAAAGAUACCUAUAAUCAUCAGACGCUACCUACCUGAUGGCAGUUACGAAGAUUGGGGAGUGGAUGAACUCAUCAUUACAGACUAGGACCUCACAAGAUACUGUGGACUUUUCCAGCCUCACAGGAACUCUAAAUAUUUUAUCAAUCUCCACAACAUUUCUUCUUUUGCUGUUGUACAUAGUUUGUUUUUAAAUAAAUUCUAUAUUUGGUAAAUUCUAAAAGCUAUGUGGAAUAAUUCUAGUUAAAAUGACCCGAGGUGAUUUACCAAAUGUUGAUCAUUGGAAAAUUAAGAUUGCAAACAACAUAAGGGACAGGUAGUCUGUGUUGCAAUCAAACGCCACAAACUUAAUUUAAUAAUUGUAUAUCUCUUUCUACCUGAGAAAUAUGUCAUGUUAUGAAUCGUAAGGCAUAAAGUUUGUCAACUCUUUGUUUUCAGAAUAUCCCUUGCUAACAUGAACACCAAAAUUGGUGUCUUCUAGAAAAAGUAAUUACUCCAAUCCUCUUUUGAGCAAUGACUAUUCAAGCACAUAAAGAGAAUUCGUGCACCUGUUUUCUUCGAUGCGCUCUCUUCCUAAACCCCCACAUCCAUUCCUUACCUGUUUUUGGUAGAACAGUAAGCCUAUUGUGUGUCUCUCCCACUGCACCUGUUGUCAUGGAAACGCACAUGGUUGGGACAAAUUUCUCAGGAGUAUCAGAAGGCAGGAUGAAUCCCACUCUUUGUUUUCCAAAAAUUAUGGUCCGUUGCUGCUGCGUUCCUUGUCACACCUGGGGGACUGCAUAGUCAUGAUCACAGUGCUACUGUUUGGACAGUAAAUGUUUUCAUAGACUUGUAUCUGAAAUAUUGAUUUGAUGUUUUCAGUACUGUUUUAUUUCAGAUACGUCUUCCCAAUUACAAAGAUAAACACCUUGUAUGUUAACAUUUUUUUUUAAUGGUAGAAGUAAAACCAGUUGAUGGGUCAUAAUUACUCAUAUGAUGCAUGUUGUGAAUGUUCUUUUUAUCAUGUGUGAUAAGAGUUGCUUUAAGUAAAAUUUGCAGUACUUGAUCCUUUGGAUUAUACAGCCUAUACAGCUUUUCAGAGUGUACCUGUCAUAUUACCACACCUCUUUAGCUCAAUUUAAAGGUAUACUCUAAGUGCUGUCUCAACUUACCCUGCAGCCAUUCGUGGCUCUGAGAGUACUACAGAGAUUUGUAAAAAGAAAUCACUGCACAUUCAAGUCAGGCAGCAUGGAACAAGAGUUCUGGUCUGCCUAUAUAUCAAACCAAACUUUGUGUUUUUUUUUGUUUGUUUUUUUAAUCAUAUUUGAUGCAUUACCUAUGUGAUAAACUGUAGGGCAAGAUACACAAAAUAGAAAGGCAAACUAUCUGGGAUCAAAACAAAAAUCACAUGCAAAGACUCAAUAGAUGAGGAAUAAAAACAUUGUCAUAGUGAAGGGAAAAAAACUGUCAUACUAAAAUGCUCAGGGGAACAUCAUGACAACUCUGACCCGUUGGUACACCAUUGGGCAGUUCUUUUUAACUGGUCUAAUCAAACAUGUUUUUACUGCUCAUUAAAAAAGCUUCAGAUAUGUUUUUACUAUUUUGGACCUGAAUAGUUUAGCUGUUUUUACCCCGCCAAAAAAUGUAAUCUCUAAUUUGAAC
This is a messenger RNA of Pelobates cultripes (western spadefoot toad), 15352 nucleotides long. Lineage: Eukaryota; Metazoa; Chordata; Amphibia; Anura; Pelobatidae. The record is from the annotation of a GenBank genome assembly.